Molecule: messenger RNA, 834 nt
Organism: Huiozyma naganishii CBS 8797
Lineage: Eukaryota; Fungi; Ascomycota; Saccharomycetes; Saccharomycetales; Saccharomycetaceae
Gene: PNO1
Product: Pno1p
Exons: 1
Coding region: 1-834 (277 amino acids)
Cellular component (GO): nucleolus
Molecular function (GO): RNA binding
Source: RefSeq, a predicted model, not a curated record
AUGGUUGCUCCCACUGCUAUCAAAAGUAACGCCGAUUCGGCAGGUGUGUCUGCACCAAUAACGGCAAGCAGGAUUGUUGGUACCGAUAACACGCAGCCCAUCGAAAAUGAGGACGAUGAUGAGGACGUCCUGCUAGACUCUGGUAUGGCUGUGGAUGAAGAUGGAGAGGGGAAGGGGUCCGAUAACGGUGCCGCGAAUACAAAGAGGGAACAUAAAGGUGUUGUUCUGGAUGAGCAAGGGAAGCCACGUUUCUCAUCGGCUAAUAAAGCCUCCGAAACCAAAAUAAAGGCAGAGAGCAGGAAAGUUGCUGUCCCACCACAUAGAAUGACGCCACUAAGGAAUAACUGGACGAAAAUAUACCCACCACUAGUAGAUCACCUGAAGCUACAAGUCAGAAUGAACUUGAAGACCAAAUCAGUCGAGUUGAGAACUCAUCCUAAACAUACCACUGAUCCUGGUGCCCUGCAAAAAGGUGCUGAUUUCAUCAAGGCUUUUACGCUUGGGUUUGAUCUCGAUGAUUCUAUUGCCCUUUUGAGAUUGGACGAUCUGUACAUUGAAACUUUCGAAGUUAAGGACGUGAAAACGUUACACGGGGACCAUCUGUCAAGAGCCAUUGGCCGUAUCGCUGGUAAGGACGGUAAGACCAAGUUUGCUAUUGAAAAUGCAACGAGAACGAGAAUCGUGUUGGCCGAUAGUAAAAUUCACAUUCUGGGAGGGUUUACGCAUAUAAGAAUGGCCAGAGAAUCAGUCGUCAGUUUAAUUUUGGGUUCGCCUCCAGGUAAAGUUUACGGUAACCUGCGUACUGUUGCAUCGAGGUUGAAGGAGCGUUAUUGA